Chironomus riparius is the source of this 861-nucleotide messenger RNA. The record is from the annotation of a GenBank genome assembly. NCBI's taxonomy places the organism in Eukaryota, Metazoa, Arthropoda, Insecta, Diptera, Chironomidae.
AUGCUAGAUAACGAAGAGCCGUGGAUGCCUCCAAGAAUGCAGGCAAUAUCGCAAGCACCAAAAGUAUUACCUCAAGUUCCAGAACUGACAAUUAUUUCGACAGAAAAUAAGCAAAAUGGUAAUAAAACGAAUUUCCUUCAACGAGCAAUUUUAACUGAAAAAAAUUUAAAGCCACAAAGCAGUCACAAUGAUCCAGUGAGAUUCCAGCCACAAAUUGGAACUAAGGACAAUAGAUUUGGUGAGAAUUCAUACAAAAAGUCACCUACAAAUAUUUUAAAAGAAGACAAUAAAGCAUAUCAGCCGAUGAAUUCAAAGCCACAAGUUCCAGACGUAACAAUCCUUGAUGAUGAUAAGCAGACACAGUCACCGAGCUCGACAGAACGAGUAUUCACAAAUUCUUAUAAGGAAAUGAUGAUAAAUUCACAUAAUCAAUUUUUAAAGCAAUUUACAAAGGAACAAAAUGUUAAUACAGCACCAAAAUAUCCAGAAACAGCUAGGUACAAGCAGAAUCCACUUACUAAAUACAUUCCAAGUCCAGAAGCACAAAGUUACAAGCCAUAUAAAGACGGAAAUUCAUCCUCAAUAUUAACAGACAUAGACAUAACUCAAGGCAACAAUAAUAUUGGCAGUAAAAAGGAUGAGACCGAGGAAGUGACAUUCAAAAAAGUAGCUGAAAUGCUCAGUGAGAUCCAGAAGCUUGUUAUUCCAGAACAGUCACUUCAAUCUCCAAAUAGCCGACAAAAGUCAAAUAAUUAUGAAAUUCUGAAGCAAUUAGCCAAUAACUAUUUGUCACAAGAGGAACUGAUGAAAUAUCAAGUUGAUAGCGAAUUAAGUGAAUUAGAAAAAUGUCAAAUGCUUUAG